Molecule: messenger RNA, 1512 nt
Organism: Laetiporus sulphureus 93-53
Lineage: Eukaryota; Fungi; Basidiomycota; Agaricomycetes; Polyporales; Laetiporaceae
Exons: 13
Biological process (GO): lactate metabolic process
Molecular function (GO): L-lactate dehydrogenase (cytochrome) activity
Source: RefSeq, a predicted model, not a curated record
ACAUGGUCUAGCUUCCUUACUCCGGUAAAUCUCGAUGCACCACCAAGAGGCGUUCCACCUCCAAGUGGACCUGCUUCGAGGUACAUUUCUUUUGAAGAGGUGAAAAGGCACAAUACACGAGAAAGCUGCUGGGUCAUCAUCGAGGGUCAAGUAUACGAUGCCACGUCUGUCCUGGAAUGGCACCCGGCUGGCGCGGCAGUAAUUUUGAAAAACGCCGGAAAGGAUGCAACGUGCGUUUAUAAAGCGUUCUCACCCAUACAUCCCCCUGGCACGCUGCAGCAUUUACCUAUGGAAGCACAUCUCGGUCCCGUUGACCCAGCCACAAUGCCUCAAGUUGUUUACCGCCCCACGGAAGAGGAGCUGAGAAUAGCAGAGGCAAGAAAACUGUUACCUCCACCUUCAGCGGCAUUGAAUCUGCGCGAUAUCGAGAUUCUGUCGGAGAAAGUCUUGACGCGAACUGCCUGGGCGUACUACCGCUCGACCGCAGAUGAUGAGAAUAGUUACCAGGAGAAUAGUUCCGCGUUCAAACGAUUCUGGUUCCGACCACGCGUAAUGCGAAAAGUCUCAGAGGUGUCCACCGCCACUACGCUCUUUGGUCUACCCUCAUCGCUUCCCAUCUUUAUAUGCCCUGCUGCGAUCAUGAGAUUAGGACAUCCGGACGGAGAGAUGAACGCGAUCCGCGCGGCUGGGCAAGAGGGCAUCAUCCAGAGCAUUUCCAACAAUGCAAGUUUCUCGACGGAAGAAUGCAUGUCUGCCACGCUUCCUGGACAAAAUCUCGUCUUUCAGGCAAGCCGCAUCAUUUAUCUGAACAAGGACCGGUCUGCCUCUGAAGCGCUUAUCAAGCGUGUUGAGGCUCAGGGUUUCAAGGCCAUCAUGCUGACGGUAGAUUCCGCUGUAGCUGGGAAGCGAGAGCUUGAUCAAAGGGCGAAGGCUGCUGACUUGCAGGACAUGCCAGCGGCGUUCGGCAGCUCUAGCACGGGUAACGGUCUCGGGGUAGCGCAUGCCAUCUCCGGCUACCAGGAUCCGGACAUCUCUUGGAAUGACAUUCCAUGGCUGCGGCGGAUCACGAAGCUGCCCGUCAUCAUCAAAGGCAUUCAGUGUGUAGAGGAUGCCGAGAAAGCCUUCGAGUAUGGAGUCAACGGAAUCAUCAUCUCCAAUCACGGAGGACGAUCGCUGGAUUUUGCUCCUGCGCCCAUGCAAGUCCUAUACGAGCUCCAUCAGCGGCGCCCGGAUCUCAUCCGCGAUCACGACAUCUACAUCGACGGCGGCGUGCGGCGCGGCACGGACGUGCUCAAAGCGCUCUGCCUCGGCGCGCGCGGUGUCGGCCUCGGGCGCCCGUUCCUGUAUGCGAAUGGCAUCUGGGGCGAGGAAGGCUGCCGGCGAGUGAUACAGAUCAUGCGCGAGGAAAUCGAGACGAGCAUGCGUUUGCUUGGAGUGAACCGUCUCGAUCAGCUGAAGCCAGAACUCCUGACAUAUAUGGAUUGCGACCAUUGCCAUCCGAGAACAAUUUAG